AACCUAAAAGACAACAAUGUUUUGUCCCGUGAAUCCAGGCAAGUUGACACAGUAGGACAUAAACCUUAUGGUUUAGUGGAGAGGGGACAUUUUUGAACCAUGACUUUUUUUGUACCUAGCAUAUUUUAAUUUGUCUUAAACAUGUGACAUAUCUUUUUACUUUUCUUUCUUUUGACCUAACUAUUUUUAGACUUUUUUUCACAACAUUUUUCGACAAUGCUUUUCCAAAAAUAUUUCUUGUAUUGAUUUACUUUUUCAUUUAUAUUCCCAACCUUUUGCUGCUUUUUUUUCCAAAACAUUUUUUUCUGUAACUAUUUGCUUUCACAUUUUUUUUUGAAAAUUGACAUUUUUCGAAAUUAUAUGAUUUACCAAUUUUUAACUUUUCUAUCAAUAUUUUUUGACAUUACAUAUUUGACUUUUCUCCCCCAGAAUUUUGACCUAAUAUUUUUUUUCCUGUUUUUUGACAACAUUUUUAGCGUUGAAAAAUAUAAUAUAUAUUGUUUUUCCGACCUAAUGGCCUUUUCUUAUUGGUUAGAUGCAUUGUUUUUCAAAGUUGUAGUGUUUGGACAUAAACAAGUUAAACUGAUAUAAUUGUGAUAAAUAUAAAAAGUGUAUGUAUUUCAAGACUAGUGGGUUCUUGGCAAGAAUAUAACGCUAUUAACCGCGAUCAAAUCAGCUGUGUUAACUGACCCGGCGUGUCUUAAUGAGGACGUUACUCGCCGCUGGAAAUAAUGCGAUCGCUGCACGCUGCAAUGUCAUAUUCCGAGGGGGCGUGAGACUUGAUGACGUCUGGCAACGCCACAGCCAAUGCCUACGAAGUGACUCGGGCGAACCGGAAGUCAACGGAAUAGCUUGUUCCCGCCCCCACCCCCUCCCUUCCCCGACUUGCCCAUUUGUCACAUCGUGACCCGGACAAGCCCGAACACACCAGCCCAACACACGCCGCCCCUCUCCGGACUCAACAGGGACCGUCCUGCCUCCAGGUGGAUGGCCGGCCGCAGUCACACGGAGACGACGGCAUCCAGGGAGCUGAAGCGAGGCAUGUGAAGGAGGCGAACUAUGUGCUCCACGGAAACCAACGCGGACCUACAACAGACACCGUCCGACCCGGCUCUGGUUCUGGAGCUGAAGACGAGGCGCCCUCCGGCCCUGGAGGGCCGGGCGGGAUGCGAGACGUGGAGCGUGGACUUCUCGCCGGACGGAGCGUGGUUCGCCUGGUCGAUGGGACACGGGAUCGUCUGGGUGGUCGCCUGGCCUCUGGACUCGGAAGACAGUCAGAACGGAGAGACGGACCGAGGAGACAAGAGCUUCAGUUGUGGCCACCCGGUGUGGGGCCUCGCCUUCGGGCCCCGCCCUCCAAAAUCGGCCUCAGCGGCGUGGCAGCCUAAGGCGCCGUCUCAAGGAAACGGCAGCCUGCUCCUGGCCACCGGCCUGCAGAACGGGGUGAUCAAAAUCUGGAGCGUGUUCACAGGCGACGUCGUAUUUGACCUCCAUGGCCAUGAAGGCGUCGUGAGGGACCUGGUCUUCCCUCAGAACGGGACGCUCACGCUCAUAUCGACUUCUCGGGACAAGACUUUGAGGAUUUGGGACCUGGCUCAGAAAGGUAAAAAGGUGCAGGUCCUCUCCGGCCAUAAAGACUGGAUCAGCUGCUGCAGCGUGUCUUCAGACUGCAGCAUGAUUGCCUCUGUAGGCAGAUUUGACCGAAUGGUGUGUCUGUGGAGUCUAAGGUCAUACACCUUCAUCAGGAACCUUGCAGGGGGCAUCCACAAGACCUUGUACCUCCUCUCCUCCUGCGACUUCUCCCCCGACGGCGCGGUGCUCGCCACCGCCGCCUUCAGCGGCUCCAGCUGGUGGGUCGACCUCUGGGACCCGUACACGGCGGAGAAACUGGCCACGCUGGCCGACUUCUUUGACGAUUACGGGCAAAACCAGAUCUCGGCGAUACAGUUCUCUCCCAGCGGCUUGCACUUGGCGAUGGUCACCGACGACAGAGCUCUCCGGGUCUGGGAGCCGGGGCAGCGAGGGAUGGAGAUGCAGACGAAGGUCGACCGAGACUCCAACGGGCUCUGCUGCAAGUACCACCCGAAGGGGGGAGUGGUCGCCACAGGAACCAGAGACGGCCACGUGAGGUUCUGGAAGGCGCCGAGGACGGUGCCCAGCCUCUGCCACCUGUGCCGAUCCGUCCUGCGCCACUCUGUCUCCACCCACCAGAUGGAGCCGCUGCCCCUCCCCAAGAGGAUCCUCCAGUACCUCACCUACAGGAACAUCCCCGAGACCUGCUGCUCCUCCGACGAAGAGGACUGGGAACAUUAACACAAUGCAACACGUGACAUUUGAAGCGAGGGCUUCUUAUGCGUAAUUAUCUAAUUUAUUUUGUGUUUUGCUGAUCGAGGUGUUUGCACAGCUCACGAAGCGUCUCUUAACGUAAUGUACUUUAGAUGAAGCAUUCCUAACUUAAGGAUUCCCUUUAUUGCACUAUAAGAUAAUGCAUAUCAUGUUCACUUGUAUAUCACAAUUUUAUAUUAUAAUUUAUUGUGUAAAUAUCAGACGUACACAAGUAUUUCUGUUUAUCACAAAGCGGCACACACACGUGUAUCCACUGCACUUUACCUGCACAUGCUAAUUGUUGAUAGAAGAUGACAGAAACUGGACAAAAGGAAAUAGUUUUAUUAAACAGAUUCUAACACA
Molecule: messenger RNA, 2688 nt
Organism: Pungitius pungitius (ninespine stickleback)
Lineage: Eukaryota; Metazoa; Chordata; Actinopteri; Perciformes; Gasterosteidae
Gene: wsb2
Product: WD repeat and SOCS box containing 2
Exons: 9
Coding region: 1060-2313 (417 amino acids)
Biological process (GO): intracellular signal transduction; protein polyubiquitination
Molecular function (GO): protein binding
Source: RefSeq, a predicted model, not a curated record